Molecule: messenger RNA, 2086 nt
Organism: Punica granatum (pomegranate)
Lineage: Eukaryota; Viridiplantae; Streptophyta; Magnoliopsida; Myrtales; Lythraceae
Source: RefSeq, a predicted model, not a curated record
CUCCCCCUCUGUCUUUCUCUGUCUUUCCCCGUUUAGUUCUUCUUCUUCCCUUCCCUUCGCGCUUUGACUCUCUCUGCCUCUCUGCUCUGCUCCGAAUUUAGUGCUGUGCUGCUCUCUUUACCAUUCUCCUCUUUAUCUUUCUGCGCUCCCUUCUCCAAUCUCGCUCGAUCUCUCUUCCUGGCUCUCUGCUGUGCUGGUGGGUCCGAGCCCUAUCUCUGUUUCUCCCCUGUUCCUCUCUCUAUUCCAGGAAUCUCCAGCAGACCCACCAUAACAGGGGUCGAGAGAUACAUCCUGCAGAGAGAGGGAGCCUGUUGAGUAAUAUUAGUUUUUUCCUUUUAUUAUUAUUUAUUAUUAUGAUUCCUCCCAAUCAGAGGACUCUUCCCCUGAGGAAUAUUAUCUCUGUUCUUCUCUGAGAGGACCGCAUAGUAAUAGUUGGGUUCGUCUCCUUCUUUGGGGAUCGGUUCUUGGAUUUCUGAACGAGGUGGGGGCCUCCGCUUGCUCACUCCCAAUCCCAUGGAUAGCACCAAUGAAGUCAACGUCAACGAAUCUAAGAGUGUUGUCCCUCUCAACACUUGGGUCUUCAUCUCCAACUUCAAGCUAAAGUACAAUCUCCAACGCCGGCCUGACGGGACAUUCAAUCGGGAACUCUCUGAGUUCCUUGACCCAAAAGUUCCCACCAACAGGAUCCCAGUCAAUGGGGUGUUCUCCUUCGAUCAUAUCGAGAAAACUACGGGGCUGUUGAACCGGGUCUAUUUGCCCGCCCCUGAGGAUGAGUCUCAGUGGGGAAAAGUGGAACUUGCCCUUGGGAGGCCCUUGAGCACGAGAGAGAUCGUCCCUGUGAUCAUCUUCUUUCAUGGCGGAAGCUUUACACAUUCUUCAGCCAACAGUGCAAUCUAUGACACCGUUUGCCGCCGCCUAGUCAGCAUUUGUGGUGCUGCUGUGGUCUCGGUAGACUAUCGCAGGUCACCCGAGUAUCGGUAUCCUUGUGCCUAUGAGGAUGGUUGGGCUGCCCUCCAGUGGGUCAAGUCAAGACCGUGGCUUCAGAGCGGAAAGGACCAGAAGGUCUAUGUGCACAUGGCUGGGGACAGCUCGGGCGGCAAUAUCGCACACCACGUGGCUGUUCGUGCGGCUGAUGAGGAGGUGGAAUUGCGAGGCAACAUCCUUCUUCAGCCAAUGUUCGGUGGGCAGGAGAGGACUGAAUCCGAGAAGAGACUGGACGGGAAGUACUUUGUCACUAUCCGGGACCGCGAUUGGUACUGGAAGGCUUUUCUUCCAGAAGGGGAAGACCGGGACCAUCCUGCUUGCAACCCAUUUGGGCCCCAAGGGAGGAGCCUUGAAGGGCUCAACUUCCCAAAGAGCCUCGUGGUCGUCCCGGGCUUGGACCUUGUUCAGGACUGGCAACUGGCCUACGUCGAAGGGCUCAAGAAAGCGGGGCACGAGGUGAAGCUGCUGCACCUGAAGGAAGCCACGAUCGGGUUCUACUUCUUGCCCAAUAACGACCAUUUCUAUUGCCUAAUGGAUGAGAUCAAGAGCUUCAUCCACUCCAACUAACGGCAUUAAUAGAGACUUCCGUAGGGACCUAAACUUACUAUCAACAGCAGGCAGGCAAUACAUAAUAGAACAGAAGCUCGAUGCAACAUCCACUUCGGGUUAAAUUUUUCUCUCCUAAUCUCUUCCGUCGCCCUGGUUUGUAUUAUAUGAUUGUGUAAUAUUACUCUCGACUUUUUUUUUUUUCCUCCCCUUCUCGUUUUCUUCUAAUGCCAUUCCUUGUGGUAUGGGUCCUUGUGGUAUGGGCGUCUAGUGGUCGGUCAUUGGGUUAGCUAGGUGAGGAACUGACAUGAAGGCCUGUACAUGUAUUCUCCCAUAAUUUUUCUUUCAAAGUUUUAUUCAGAAUUGUAAGCUCCCCUUCAGCUUCGGAUGCUGGAUAUCGGGAUGGGGGAUCAAUUUGUAUAUGUCCGGGGACACGAGUAAUAUCUUACCGAGAGCUAAUCUCAGGGACUUUGUUCAACAUGUUGUGAAGUCGUUGUGUAUGUUAUGCUUUGUUGCAGAAGGCAGCAUGAAAGGAUCAAGGCUUGCUUUCGAAUCA